Molecule: messenger RNA, 846 nt
Organism: Ipomoea triloba (trilobed morning glory)
Lineage: Eukaryota; Viridiplantae; Streptophyta; Magnoliopsida; Solanales; Convolvulaceae
Product: protein RDM1
Exons: 3
Coding region: 65-583 (172 amino acids)
Cellular component (GO): nucleus; RNA polymerase V complex
Source: RefSeq, a predicted model, not a curated record
UUCAACACCUCCUCCACCGCCACCUCGUCCGUGCCACAGCCGUCGCCGUCGCCGCUUGCUGACCAUGAAGAGGACUGUACCAUUUGGAGAGCAAGUAGAUAUAUCUUCAGAUGAAGAUGAUGUUAAACCAGAUAAUGAUCUUAAUAAACUGCUCACCAAAACGUUUAUUGAUGACCAACAUCUGGAAGAAUUAUUUGAAGACGACUUGGUUAGGAGUUGUAGAAUGUACCAAGAAUACAUGCAGAAGCUACCGAUACCUUCUCACCAUGGCUCAGUUAUUCCGUUUACCUCGUGGAUGGGGUUAGCUGCAUCCCUUAAGAGGGUAUAUGGGCAGCCGCUCCAUUACCUUACCAACAUCCAAAUGAGGCAGUGGGAUCAAUUGAGGAUUGGCGCUGCAAAAGAGGGCGUUCCGUUGGAUACCAUCAUCCAUCCUAGUAAAGCAGAAGCCAGCAUCUGGGCUAUCGAAGAAAUUCAUAGGCGUACCUCCUCUCAUCUUUAUCUAUCGAAACUCUGGCAAGCUGAUCCUAGGCAUUACGCUUACAUUGAUCCUAUCGUCCCAAAGCUGCCAAUGCCACCAAAGUAGGUUCUUUUCUGUCAUCUUGCCGCCCGUGUAAAGUAAAUAUUAUGCCAAAACUCAAACCCCCCUCCCCCAAGACUUGUUGCAGACUAUUCAAAUUUAUUUUCCCGGUUAUGCUCAUCUGAGUAGGUCUGUUCUACUAUUUAGGUUUUAGGGAGAUAUUGCAUGGUUGCUACCAUUCAUAUCGUUUACCAUAGGGGGAAGUUUUUAUCAUGGAUGUUUUCCUCCUUGCUUAAUAUGAUGAUGGAAAUGACAAAUUUAUUCACAUU